Molecule: messenger RNA, 3117 nt
Organism: Seminavis robusta
Lineage: Eukaryota; Bacillariophyta; Bacillariophyceae; Naviculales; Naviculaceae
Source: the annotation of a GenBank genome assembly
AUGGUCCUCCUCUCGGUGCUGUCGACACUGAGAGGUCGACAGUCAGUUUUUGCGUUCACUACACCGUCGAAGGUAGCAAAGCGAUCCACCUCUCUUUUCGCCAAAGGAGCCGGCGGUAAAAAGAAACCGAAAAAUGCUUUUGCCUCGACCAUCAUUCUCCCAGAGACACCAUUUUCUCAACGAGCGAAUGCCAUCAAGAGAGAACCUGAAAUCCAGGCACAAUGGGCUGAGCAGGAACUGUAUCAUAAACUAUCAGCUACCGCUGAGGAAGCCAACGCGGAUCGAUUUGUUCUUCACGACGGUCCUCCGUAUGCUAAUGGCGAUCUCCAUUGUGGCCACGCACUCAACAAGAUUCUGAAAGAUUUCAUCAACCGAAAUAAGGUGCUGAGUGGAAAGCAGGUCCAUUACAUUCCGGGUUGGGAUUGCCACGGAUUGCCCAUUGAACUCAAAGUACUUCAGAAUAUGAAAUCCAAGGAGCGCCAGGGUCUCACUCCCAUUAAACUUCGUGAAAAGGCUGCAGCAUUUGCCAAAGAAACUGUAGAAAAACAAUCGGCCAGCUUUCAGAGGUAUGGAAUUUUUGGGGACUUUGAAAAGCCCUAUCUGACACUGCAACCAUCAUUUGAAGCGGCCCAGAUAGAAGUAUUCGGGGAAAUGUUCAAAAAAGGAUACAUCUUUCGAGGUCGUAAACCAGUACACUGGUCGCCCUCGUCACGAACUGCCUUGGCGGAAGCCGAGCUGGAGUACCCGGAGGGACACAUUUCGAAGAGUAUCUACGUGGGUUUUGAGGUCACGGAACCCUCUGAGGCUUUGGAGGAGUACCACAGCGACGAAGACCCACUAAAGGUAGCUAUCUGGACAACUACACCCUGGACAAUCCCUGCGAAUAUGGCCGUUGCAAUCAACCCGGCAUUGAGCUACUCCAUUGUGACGCAUCCAAAGACUGGCAAAUUGAUUGUGGCUACUGACUUGAUUGGUUCCCUGCAGACCAAGUUUGAUCUACCAGAGGGAGAAAAGCUGGACAUUGUAAAGACCUUUUCUGGAGACGAUCUGAUUGGAACAAGAUACAACCACCCUCUAUACGAUCAUCGAAAGCCUACCAUUGUCGUUGGGGGCGACUACAUCACAACGGAGUCAGGUACUGGAUUGGUUCACACGGCACCUGGACAUGGUCAGGAGGAUUAUAUAACAGGUCUUAAGUACGGCCUUGAGCUAGUAAGUCCAGUCGACGACGUGGGAAAAUUCACCAUUGAGGCGGGAGAGGAGUUUGCAGGCAUGAGCGUUCUUGGCGAAGGUAACCAGGCUAUCAUUGAUGCGCUUUCCAGCAGCGGGACUCUUCUGAAAGUAGAGGAUUACGGUCACAAGUAUCCCUACGAUUGGCGAACAAAGAAGCCCACCAUCUUUCGGGCUACAGACCAGUGGUUUGCCAGCGUAGAAGGAUUCCGAGAUAUGGCGCUGGAUGCAGUUGAUCAGGUUCAAUGGGUUCCCGAGGUUGGAAAGAAUCGUAUCAAUGCCUUUGUCUCUGGUCGUGGAGAUUGGUGUAUCUCUCGUCAACGGUCCUGGGGAGUGCCCAUUCCUGUGUUUUACGAUUCGGAAACCGGUCAGGAUGUUCUCCUUAACGAAGAAACUCUAGCGCACAUUAAGCAAUUGUUUGAAGAACAUGGCAGUGAUGCAUGGUGGAAGAUGGACGAGAAGGACCUUCUACCAGACAAGUAUAAAGAUGAGGCGGACAAAUGGAAGAAGGGAACCGACACUAUGGACGUGUGGUUUGAUUCGGGUUCAAGUUGGGCAGGCGUUGCUCAAACUCGACAAGAGUUGGCCUACCCAGCCGAUCUCUACUUGGAGGGAAGCGAUCAACAUCGAGGAUGGUUCCAGAGCAGUCUCUUGACGAGCGUGGCCGUGAAUGAUCAGGCACCUUACAAGACAGUUCUGACUCAUGGAUUUGUACUUGACGAGAAGGGCUUUAAAAUGUCCAAAUCACUUGGAAACGUGGUCAAUCCAAUGCAAGUUAUCGAAGGCGGCAACAACAAGAAGUUAGAACCAGCCUACGGGGCAGACGUGCUUCGUCUCUGGGUUGCCUCUGUCGAUUACUCCGGUGACGUUUCCAUUGGCCCCAAUAUCAUCAAGCAAACUUUUGAGAGCUACCGAAAGCUUCGAAAUACUGCACGAUUUUUGAUUGGUAACUUGGCCGACUUUGUUCCGGAGGGACAACCCGGUUGCAGCGCAGUGCCGUACGACGAACUCCCUUCGUUGGAUAAAUGGAUGCUUGGUCGACUCAGCACACUGCUGAAAGAAGUAAUUUCAGCAAUGGACGAAUACCAAUUCCAAAGAGCCGUACAAGAGCUGCUUCGCUUUGCAUCUGCCGAUCUCUCGAACUUCUACCUCGACGUCGCGAAGGACCGUAUUUACGUGUCAGCAAUCAACGAUGCCAGACGACGAAGUUGCCAAACUGUGAUUCAUGCGUGCCUCGAGGGUUUUGCCAAGGCGAUUGCACCCAUUCUCCCUCACAUGGCGGAGGACAUUUGGCUGAACCUUCCGUACGAGAAAACAACCGAAAGUGUCUUUGAAGGAGGAUGGCCUCAAGAGCUUCUUGAAUACCCUGAAUACGACAAUGAACAGUGGGAUUUGGUACGAAAUCUGCGAGAUGACGUCAAUAAGCUACUCGAGUCGGCAAGAAGCGACAAACUUGUGGGAGCUUCGCUCGAUGCGGCUGCUUUCGUCUAUGCUGAAGAUGAGAAAACCGCAGCUACUCUGGAGAAGCUCGUCGGCGACGAAAGCUUGAUCUCUCCGCCAGUAAAGACAAACGGAGUGGACGAGUUGAGAACAGUUUUGAUGCUUUCCCAGGUGCGACUAGUGAAGAGCAAGGAGGAGCUUGAGUCCGCUUGCGACGAAAGCUACAUUGCCUUAUCCAACACAGCGAGCGGAUGCUCAGUUGGUGUUGCCAAGGCGGAAGGAACCAAAUGUGGUCGUUGUUGGUUCUACGACAAGCAAAUAGGAAAGGAGGGGCUCCCACACUCUGAUGUCUGCCAAAGAUGCAACGACGCCAUUGCUGUCUGGGAGAAAGAAACAGGUCAAGAAUUCGUGAAGCCCGAAAGUGAGGUGAAGGAACCCGUUGCAUAG